CAUUCUAGGUACAGAUGUGGGGGAUUCCCACUCAUUGCCGCACAGUGGCUUUUGGAAAGCGAGUUGCAGGGGAAAAGAUUGGUACAGUGUUGGAGGCUGGAGCUUAUGCGAUGCAGGGCAUGCCGGGGCAUUUUAUCAAGGCUAAGGUGCUGGUUGACAUCUUGCAGACCCUCCGAUCUCAGCUGUACGCGAGUAACCCAUUGGCAGGUGAAUUCUGGGUUACGUUGGUGUAUGAAUUUCUUCCAAUGCUAUAUUACCAUUGCGGCAGACUAGGGCACAUAGCCCCCAAUUUUUCGUUCCUUGAUCCAAUUGGGAUUGAACAUUAUGGCCCCGAGCUCACGACGGAAGUGAUUGGGUAUCGGGUGGAGGAGGCUGCCUUCAUUCCACAGCUGUUGAGGCCUCCAAUCCAGCCCUCUGUUUGGGUGAACCCACAUACUAGUGGCGUGGGGCAGGAGAGUAAGAAGCAGAAGAGAGAUGAAGGGAUGGAAUAUAUUGCGGUAGAAGAAGAUGAUAGGCCAGUGGUGAUGGCUUUACCUGCUAAGAAGCAAACUGACCAGGAGCAGAAUAUGAAGCAUGUGCAGGUGAAAACAGUAAAGCAGGCCGAGGUGAUAGCUCAUGGGAGUGGCUACAAUGGUGGUGGCAAUUUCUCUGGUGGGGGUCGUGGACAUAACUACAAAAGCAAGGGAAAGGGAGGCCAAGGAGGUUACACUGUUUAUCAUAAGGGGCAAGGGGCGGAUGACAAGAAAAAAUUGAAUUAUUACAGGGGAGGUUAUACUCCUCAGACUGGGGGACGCAAUGCUGAAGGCAGUCGCGGUAGUGGGCCGAAGCAGAAUCCUAGAGGUGGUGCAGGGCAGCUGCAGAGCAGGCAAACUAAAGAACCUCGGCAGCAACCGUUUCCAGGGACGGGAAAGCAGAAGGGUAAGGAGGCUUUUUCGGAUGACUGCUCCUGAUCCGGAAGAGAUCAAGGAACGCAAG
This is a messenger RNA of Linum trigynum, 975 nucleotides long. Lineage: Eukaryota; Viridiplantae; Streptophyta; Magnoliopsida; Malpighiales; Linaceae. The record is from the annotation of a GenBank genome assembly.